AUGUCCUCGAUUGCAAGUUUGUCCAAUGCCAUUGAGCCUUUCAUUGAUAUCCCAUUCAACUCAUGGCUCACUCUGAUUCUCGCUUUCGCCUAUGUGUGCGCUAUCCGAAGCCCGAGGCUCCUAUUACUCGCCGUUCUCGGAGCAAGCACGGCAAUAGCACUCUUCGACAAGACUUCAACUACUGUGCAGAUGAUUAAGGUGGUCGCUCUCCUUCCCCUUGGCCUAGGAUCUGUGCUUGCAUAUCAAACCAUGGGCCGAUCUUUCAAGAUCAGGCACCUUUCUACCUUUACGGCCUACAUCAACUUUGCCGUGUACGGGAAUAUUGUUAUGAUGCUGGGAACCCCCCCAGGCGGCACCCUUCGGGGACUGUGUAGCAAGGUGGCGUGCCUUGCCCUCUUCAUCUGGGUCGUUCAACAAGGGUAUCGAGUUGGCUUCAAGACCGUCCGUCUCCACGACAAUCUGUUCGUCUUUACAGCCGUCAGCAAGUCCUGGAUAUUUGCGCACGCGAUAUACAGAUUCAUCCUCUUGACACUACCGUGCUUCGGGUCUGGACGUCGCCAUCGACUCAUGGAAUUCUACUCUCUCGGCCUCACAUCUGCUCUGUCAUUGGCCACGGGCCUUCCGUUCGAGCAUUGUUUUGGGAUGGCCGAUACGUUGACCGCUCCAGCAGCGGCAGGAUGGUCCGCCAUUGCGACAACUUUCGACUUGAUACCGCGUGACACGAGGAAAAAUGAAGACUUAGUUGCGAAGACACUUGGGGCUGAUGGAGAUCUGUAUCUGAGCGGCGUGUUGUUGGCUGUUGCCGCGUUUGCUUGCUAUAAAAUCGGUACGGGACGCAGGUAG
Messenger RNA from Clonostachys rhizophaga, 843 nucleotides. Lineage: Eukaryota; Fungi; Ascomycota; Sordariomycetes; Hypocreales; Bionectriaceae. The record is from the annotation of a GenBank genome assembly.